CCCGCGACCGGCUUUACAUUCAUAUCGUUGUAUAACAUAAUAAUCGGCACAAUGGCUAUCACUAUACAGAUUGGAUUCACUUAUAGAUACUCCUAUUUAUACGAAAUUGAGACACAAUUUAAGACAUUUAUGUACUAUUAUGGACUCGAAAUGAUCUCAUUUCUAACACCCGUCACACUAUUCUUCAAUGGCAUCACUUCUUUGAAUCAAAUACUUUACAAUAAUUAUUGUCAAGUGUUUGAAGCGAAAGGUUUGGCCAACACUUCGUGUGCUUCCGAUAAGCCUAACGAUAGGAAUAUCUGUUGUUUACCGAAAUGUGAGUCCAAUUACACGGAAUAUGAAGUGUUUUACGCGAAAACUGUUCACACGCUUCGUAUCGACAGUUUUAAUACCGAUUGCUAUCAACACUUAAAUCCGUUCACUUAUAUGACCGGCUAUUACAUCCGUUUUAUACUUUAUGGCCUUUUAUAUAUGUGCAUCAAUUGUUUGUCCGCAUAUUUAAACGUAUUUUUGGCCAAAGAGUGGUCAGAAAUAAUAUCCAUGAACUCCAAGACGUCGACGAAAACCGGACUCGUUUCGCUGAUUGCCGACAAUUUGACCAAAAAGUUUAGCAAAUCUGUAAUAAUUCCCAAUAAAUUGUCAUUUAUGGUCAACAAAGAGGAAUGUUUCGGUCUUUUGGGGACCAAUGGCUCGGGAAAGACCACAACCUUUCGUUUACUAACCGGAGAUCUGGACAGAGACUCAGGAAACGCGUACUUGGGUUCUGAUGCGGACCUAUUGAACAACAAAAAGACAUUUUACUCACGAAUUGGUUAUUGUCCGCAAAACGACGCCCUUUUGGAUCGACUGACGGGAAUGCAAACACUCCUCUUCUUCGGCCGAUUGCGUGGUCUGGAGAGGAAUGCGUUGAAGACAUUCAUAGCACACAUAACCGAUAAGUUUGAAUUGAACCGUAUUAUCAAUAGCCGAUUGUCCACUUAUAGCGGCGGUAAUCGUCGCAAGUUAUCGCUGGCCGUCGCACUUAUAGGCACUCCGCGGCUCUUGUUAUUAGACGAGCCGACCAAUGGUGUGGACCCGGACUCGAGGCUCAAGAUUUGGGGUCUAUUGAGAGAUCUGAUGUCGACCUCCAAAGUGUCGAUACUAUUAACGUCUCAUAAUAUGAGUGAAUGCGAGGCUUUGUGUUCGCGUUUAGCCAUCGUCUCGAAGGGUGUCAUCAAAUCAGUCGGUUAUGUCUCACAACUGAAGACUUGUUUCGCCAAAGGAUACGAUAUUAUCUUAAAAGUGAGAAAUGAUUCCAACGAAGAGAUUAUCGAUAAAUUAAAGGCCAAAAUGAGCUCAACGUUUGGCAACAAAUGUUUACUUAAAUACGAUAAUUAUGGUGUCAUUUACUAUAACCUCAUUCGCCGAGACAUUAAAUUGUCGCAAAUCUUUCAAUCGUUGCAAACAUUGAAACACGAGUUUGAGUUCGAGGACUACUUCGUGGCCAACGCUAGUCUCGAACAGGCAUUCCUCUCGAUUGUGGCCUCAAAUGAGAGGUCACCACAAGUCGGAUACUCACAGAUAUAUUAA
This is a messenger RNA of Medioppia subpectinata, 1569 nucleotides long. The record is from the annotation of a GenBank genome assembly. Lineage: Eukaryota; Metazoa; Arthropoda; Arachnida; Sarcoptiformes; Oppiidae.